CUGGAGCGAGGUACGGCUCCAGACUCUAUCGCUGGGGAGCCAUGCGCGGUACUGGGCAGUCGAGCAAGGACCUGCCAGAACGGCCAGUCCCGGCGUAUCCGGCCCUACUUCUGCUUCCUCGCAGUACAUAUUAGACGAACGCCUCGCAAGAUACGAAGAAAGCCUAGCGGCCGAGCUAGAGGAGACACGGCGGACGGUUGAUAGCCGGCAGGGACCUACCUUCGAGUCGACCUGGGUCCGCGAGAUGGGCUGGGCAAGGCACCUAGCCGGCAGCGACAUGAGCGAGCACUUCCGAGCAGGCCGGAAUGCCCUUACUACUACGGAACGUGCUAAGCUACGGUCUGAGGCAGAGCUUGCCGAGCAACAGCGUCUGAUCCGACUCGGGGCUAGCUUCGACAGGCAGAUCACGAAAGGCCUAGAGCGAACAAGUCGAGUACCGAACGAAGUACUCCGAUACCUCGCUAGCACAGAUGCUAGCCGCCCAGCAGCUGCCCCUUUCAAGACGGAGAAGGGCCAGGAUACGAAGGAUCGAUACCAGGCCUACUGGAAGCGCUACCUUUACUACUGCGUCCGGGUAGGGCGACUCGGUCGAGAGGUAGCGACGGAGAAGUUCCGGAUCCGGUUCGACGAUUCCCAGUGGGCUGCACUAGAGGAUAUUAUCCAGCGACUUGAUACUAGCUUCGACAGCGACCAGGACGCCAGCACCUCUCCAGCCUCGUCAACUUGUGUUAGGUCUAAAGAGCCAGCUAUUCUAGGGGCCGAGGUGGACGAAGAAGACGACCAGAUUACGGACCCAAUAGACCAGGUCGUAAUGGCUUUCUGCGUCAGGUCGCUCCAGCAGAAGAUUGCUAUCCAGUUAUUCAACAACCCGCUCCUACACUUCACGGCCGUACUAGGAAUUAGUGGUACCCGGAAGAGUUAUGCCUGGCGGCCGGCGGCGGAAUAUACUGGGCAAAUCGCGGGGCUCGUCUGGUGUGCCCGCCUUCUACUACUAGAGCAUAUCUUCGCAGCCGAGGGCGACGAUGAGGAUCUUUGCCUGGGAGCUAUCGAGCACUUCCGGGCACAGCAUCGCGAGUGGCUCGCCGACGGCUCUUUCUCACCAUUUAGCGCGAUGAUCCGGAUGAUGACGUACGGAAAAGGCUUCCGUAAGAAGGAGGGCGGCACGCCACGACUCAUGUGGGAGGACAAUAGGGAGGCACUACGAUAUCUUGGCCAGCGU
Messenger RNA from Microdochium trichocladiopsis, 1219 nucleotides. RefSeq lists its product as uncharacterized. The transcript has a single exon. The annotation marks the transcript as partial. NCBI's taxonomy places the organism in Eukaryota, Fungi, Ascomycota, Sordariomycetes, Xylariales, Microdochiaceae. The record is from RefSeq and is a predicted model, not a curated record.